Messenger RNA from Bipolaris sorokiniana ND90Pr, 1020 nucleotides. RefSeq lists its product as uncharacterized. The record is from RefSeq and is a predicted model, not a curated record. Gene Ontology annotation, molecular function: monooxygenase activity; iron ion binding; heme binding. Lineage: Eukaryota; Fungi; Ascomycota; Dothideomycetes; Pleosporales; Pleosporaceae. The transcript has 5 exons. Bases 1 to 1020 code for a protein of 339 amino acids.
AUGGGAGCUACACUCUCGUCAACGAAUGCGAUAGACACUUGGUCUAUCACUGUUGUAUUCUUUGGCCUUUUCUCGUUAUGGCACCUCGGAAACAUUGUUUACAACCUAUUUUUCCAUCCACUGAAAAAGAUUCCUGGCCCGUUUCUUGCUCGAUGUUCGCCUUGGACUGUGCAAGAACAAGCUGAAAACCUAUUGCUAGUCGGAACAAACAUCAUCACGACACAUGACAAAAAGUUGCACAGGAAGUUGAAGAGAGGUAUUCAACCAGCCUUCAACUCCAACUCCCUGAAAGACCAAGAACUGUUGAUCCAACAGCAAGUGCGAGGUAUGAUUGGCCGGGUGGACGAAAUUAUCCAAAAGCCAGGCCAGGUAACGAAUAUGGGCGAUGUAAUUUCUGAAAGCAUAUGGGACCUAGUUUCCGACCUGAGCUUUGGCGAUACAUUAACAGGAAAUGGAAGAAUCAUGUUUGAUUACUUCAUCAACAAUGCAAACUCGGUCAUGGCGGCGUAUGGUUUAUAUGAUUACCUCUUCCCCUUUGGCUCUUGGGUGCUUCCUUCGCUCAUAAAAUCUCUUGGUAAAUUGCUCAAGAGUUUCCCUUAUGCAUCGACUACGACCGGACAUGUAGUCAGCGCGUCCACGCUCAGAAACCUAGCUGGCUAUGGAACGAUGGCUAUGACAAUGACUGCCACAUUUUACCAGCUUCUCCGUAACCCGGAAUAUAUGGCUGUUGUACAAUCAGAACUCCGAAACGCUUUUCCCAGCCAGGAAUCGAUCACUGCGGAUGGCCUCGCAAAGCUCCACUAUCUCCCCAGUGUAAUCUUUGAGACUCUUAGGCUGAUGCCGCCUAUCAAUACCCGCUUUGCCGACCGAACAUGUCCUGGAACGAAGAUCAACGGCAUUUACAUUCCUAAAGGUACGGUAGUCUCUGCCAAAGUUUUCUCCAUGCAAAGGAUGCCCGAUUAUUGGGCCGAGAUGUCCUUUCUGCAGUGUCUUUCCAGAGGUUCAAGUGUGUUCAGGUGA